AUGAACCAGAUUCGCGCCAUCCAGGCGCUGAAUAAGAAGGAGAUUGAGAAUGGAAUCUCGCCCGACGCCUCUUGGCACGUCGAUUAUCGCGACACGGCGUAUGUCUACUUUGGUGGUCUCCCGUACGAACUUUCCGAGGGAGACGUGAUUACGAUAUUUUCACAGUUUGGCGAACCGGUAUUCCUCAAACUCGUGCGCGACAAGGAAACGGGAAAGUCAAAGGGUUUUGGCUGGCUCAAGUACGAAGACCAGCGUAGCACAGACUUAGCUGUUGACAACCUGGGAGGCGCGGAGGUUGCUGGGCGCUUGCUCCGUGUUGACCAUGCGAGGUACAAGGCACGCGAUGAUGAGGACCCUGAAGAGUUCAAAGUCGGAUGGGAGGAUAUCAUGCGCAAGGAGGGAAAGCAGGUGUCGGAGGAUGAGAGCAGCGAGGACGAGAAGGAGAAACGACCAGUGUUGCCACAAGAGAGGGAGCUUGCGCUUUUGAUUCGGGAUCACGAUGACGAUGACCCGAUGAAGGGCUUCCUGAUCGAGGAGAAAAAGAAGGAAAUUGAAGAGGCGCGCAGCAAGGCCGACAAGAAAGAGCACAAACAUCGGCACAGGCACCACCACUCGCACAGGUCUAAGCGAGAUGAAAAGUCAGAUCGAAGGCGGGAUGAGAGGCGGGAUGGAGAGUCAAGGAGAUCACGACGAGAUGAUUCACAAGAGGAUGGGACUCGGCAUCAUCGUGAUAGAGACUCUGCCCGACAUAAACCCAGGGACGAUUCGAGGAGUGGGAAGCGAAGACGAAGACACGAAGACGAGGAUGAGGAUCGUGAGCGACGACGACGGCAUCAUUCCCGUGAACGUUCUGACGAGCCACGACACAGGAGUCGAAGAGAUGACAGGGACCAGGACCGGCAAAGAAAGCCAAGAGAAAGA
Messenger RNA from Clonostachys byssicola, 921 nucleotides. NCBI's taxonomy places the organism in Eukaryota, Fungi, Ascomycota, Sordariomycetes, Hypocreales, Bionectriaceae. The record is from the annotation of a GenBank genome assembly.